AUGGCGGUGACUCGACGCGGGAACCCUAGGGGCCUGCUGGUCCUAUGUCUCCUAGCUGUUGAGGCAUUGGCCCAGAACACACCCUUCCUGACCACCGCUGGAAGGUUCACAUCCGUGAUCACGAGUACGAGCACACCGCUGGGUCCAACGCCCUCGAAUUCAGUCCCGCAUCCAAGUCCCAGCGGUCCUCCCACAUCCAGUGACCCGCAGGCAAGUUCGACGCCGCUGGCGCCUUCUGGCGGUGGUCUUUCUAGCCGGUCUCCUAAUGCUCCGGGCACUAGUACUGGUCCCAACGGGGUCCCUGGUCGUCCUGGAGCCACCAGCAAGCCAUUCAACCAUAAUGGCUUCAGUGCCUCUCGCUCGGGGGCUCUGCCUAGGCUCCCCAAGUCCUCCGGCCGGGGACCAGCGGCUGCUUCACGUUCUCCGCCUCACACAACUCCUGCUUCGGGGCAGACAUUGAGCCCGGUGAUUCCUCCCGGUAGCCGGUCGUGGGUUCCCUCGCCAAAGGGUGCCUCGCAGAAAUCAGCUCCGACGGACUCAGUUAAGGCUCCCCCGGGAUCCGCAGACAGUUCUUCGACCAGUCACAAGCCUGGCAAGCCCGGUGGCUCCUUGCAUUCAACUUCGCGUGGGCCGUUGCCGGCGGGAGCCCAGAACUCGGGCCAUGCAUCUUCGAAGGACAGUGGCCCCAAGGGUCCGGGAGCUUCUGGUGCAGUAGGUGGGGGUGCUGUCUCCCGUGGAGGAUCGUCGGGAGGCAAGAGUGGCAGCGCUUCGGGAUCUUCUUCACCGACAGGCGGAAAGGCUGCCGGCGCGCCUGUCCCGAUCUCGAAGUCGACCACCAUCUAUUCCACUUUUGGGUCAUCCACCAAGGCCAUUCCCACCGUCAUCGUGCACACCGUCCAGCCAACUGAAAGCACCGCCACUUCUUAUGAAGCCGUUGGGGACUCAACCCGGGCCGUGCCUAUGGUGGUCACCAAGACGCCAACUGCCGGUGCAGGACUUGGCAGCCUGUCUUCCAUCACCAGCAAUCCUGCUGCACGGUACUCCGAAAAUGCUAAGACUAUCUCGCAGCUUGAAGACUACCACAAGUCGGCGGAAGGAAUCGAUAAGCUGUGGUCAAAAGCCGUGGAAGAUGACUCGGAAGACAGCUGGAACAAAGUGAAGGACUCGCUUCAUGCCCUUCAUCUCAGUGAUGAUGACGAUGGCGGAGAUGGUGAUGGAGGAGGUGGAGGUGGACUCUUCGGCGGCCUCGGCGGCCUCCUCGGCGGCGCUGUCGGCGGCGCUCUCGGCAGUUCUAGCAAAGUCGGCGAUAUAAUGAAGAAGGCCAGCAAGCCUCUGCAAGAUAUCAGCAGCAAAGCUAGCAACAUGGCGAACCAAAUCUCCAGUGCAAUGUCCAAGGGCGGAUCUGCGGCGCUUGAUCAGCUCAAAAAUAUACCAAAACCGAAUUUCAAGGCCGACUUGCCCACCCUUGAGUCAACCGCCAGCAAUGCGAAGAACGAAAACGAGAAGGAAAAGAACAACGACAGCGACAAUGACUCGGAUUCUGACUCGGACUCGGACUCUUCGACAGAUUCAGACUCCCCACUUUACCACGAGGCCCAACUUGAGUUCGCUCCCCCCGUUGUCUUCCACGCCCUUGGCCUCUUCCAGAACCAGGUCACCAACCAGCCAUGGAGCAUGUACUCGGAGACCCAACUUAUCUACUUCGCUUCCUUCGGUGUCUAG
Penicillium alfredii is the source of this 1722-nucleotide messenger RNA. RefSeq lists its product as uncharacterized. The transcript is spliced from 2 exons. Lineage: Eukaryota; Fungi; Ascomycota; Eurotiomycetes; Eurotiales; Aspergillaceae. The record is from RefSeq and is a predicted model, not a curated record. Bases 1 to 1722 code for a protein of 573 amino acids.